Cephus cinctus (wheat stem sawfly) is the source of this 3085-nucleotide messenger RNA. RefSeq lists its product as uncharacterized. Lineage: Eukaryota; Metazoa; Arthropoda; Insecta; Hymenoptera; Cephidae. The transcript is spliced from 4 exons. The coding region runs from base 716 to 1234 and encodes 172 amino acids. The record is from RefSeq and is a predicted model, not a curated record.
GGACGAUAAUAUAUUGAAUUAGUAAACUGAAACGCAUCGGCUGAAGUUGGCCCCGUCAAUUUCAUGUAUACAAGAUAAUAGUAUUUUAUCAUAUCCAGUACGAAAUAGUAUAAGACACGAGCGUGAAGUUUGAUACACGAGCUGUUAGGCGAGUGCACCAAUCAUACGAGUCUUAUACCCAUUCGUACCAGCUAGACACAACAGUUUUUAUAACAAAUGCUCAAACAAAACGCCGUCUGGCCUUUUUUUUUACGAGGGAUGACACUGUUAACUUGCUUCAAAAAUAUUUUUAAUAGGUUUACUCUUCCUUGAAAAUAUUUUAGAUGCCUAUGACGUCACUGUCAUACAUUUUUAGGCAAUUUUAUUGUCAUCUCUCCAAUAAAUAAUAUUUUUAAAUUCACUCCGGCGAGACAUUACGGGGUAAUCUUUGGGCAUUUGUUACAAAAAUAAUUACACGUUACCAUAAUUUUUUAAUUAAUAUAGCCUUCAUUCUCAUAAGGGGCUAACAAAUAUUUUCGAUAGAGUGCUGUGCUGUAUAAAAGUGUAAAUUCGGUGAGGCGUUCGUUCGACCUGUGCCUGAUUCAAUGAAAGACCUUUAAGUUCGUUUGACAAUAAUUGACGAAGUUCUAAUGAGUACAAAACCUAAGUAUUCGUGAAUGCGAAUAUGGCUGCGCCGGUUUCACCUUAAUUUUUAUUCUUCAUUGUGUCGGCGUUAAUGAUCCUUGAGGAGGACGAAAUACGGCUAUUGGCUCAGAUCGGCUUCCCACAGGAAAGAUGCAUAAAUUACCUGACGCCUGACGAGGCUCACGAGGAAAUUCGAGCUACUUGGCAAAACAGAAUGCAAAAUUUAAGUAUAUCCUGCUCUCUGGUCUGUCUAAUAAUUUUGGGCAGUGCUGUACUCGUGGGAUUUUUUGGACUGUGUCGUCAUCAGAUAUCAGCCGUAUUGGUUACCGGUGUUAUGUACUUACUGGCAGCGACAUUCGCCCUCUUCACGCUGACCAUUAUCCACUUCAAAAGAGCUCAAGAUCGUGGACCCAGGAUAAUCGAUGGUCCUGAAGAUGGCGUCGUAGGUGGACACGUGCCGAAGAGCAUUUUGAAGGCACGAAGAUUUACGACUUCCUGGAGCCUCGAUUUCGGCUGGGGUGGCGUCACCCUCUGCGCACUUGCUUCGGUCGCCUGGAUACUCCUCAGUAAAAUCAUGAGGUUCAGUCCGAUAGCAGCCAUGAUAGCGUAGCAGUGGGAGGCGUUCGAGGUUUAAGGAUGGAGGUUGUUGAAGAGGAUAUGAAGAGUCAUCGGCUGGUACAGGAAGACAUUAUUAUGAUUAUAAUGUUUUUGUAUUUUGAUUGGGGGAGGAGGUCAUUGGAGUUUGGACAAUUAAUUUAUGCCUGGGAAUUCUUGUUGACGCCAUCUUGUGACGAUGCAACAACAUGGCCGAUUGUAAAUACACGUAUUUCUAUAUCCAGAGAAUUUCCACGAGUGACCAAACAGUAUUUGGUGGCUACUGGUACUGUGAAGGGAGAGACUGCCUUUGGAUUUAUAUUUGCAAGUUGAAUGGAAUUGAUUGGGAUUAUCUAUAAGAAGUCAGGAUCACCUCGAAGGCGGAAGUUUGUGCUUCCAACGUGAAUUAUAUUUAAAAAAAAUAAUAAUUUCCUUAAGGGAAAACAAAAGAUCAGAUGGAUCCUUGUCCAAAAGAAUUUUUUCAUGCGCAGCAUAAAAUUUGAACAAUAUUCAUGACGUCCUUGCGUAUCCUUUAGUAAUUGUUGAAUUUUAUACGUUUUCAUAACUAAGUGUCAAGCGUUUCGUGGGAUGAUAAGCGUUAGUUUUUUUAAUAUCAACUAGUUUCGUCGACGUUGAGCUUCAUCAUUGUUCUCUUUGAAAAUCGUCCAGAGCAGAGCUUAUUAGCUUGUACGAUUGUUGGUAAAAGUUUAAUUGGAUUUCAUAUAAAUAAUGCAUAUAUCCAAUUAUGGUUGUUCCAUUGAGAGGAAGGUGGACCUGUCGGUUUAAGAAUUUUAUGAACAAAGUUGAGAUGGUUUUCUGACAUCCGAGCACACAAUGGACGAAGUUUUCACUUUUCAAAAGGACCCACUUCAGGUAUCCAAAAACCGUUGGGACACUAAAUCAUAGAAUUUCCGAGCAGCUGACAAAUAAAACUUGGAAAAAAGGACGAAGUAAAUGGAAAACAGACAUUUAAGGUUAGAAACGGGAUUUCGAGGGAAAUAAGAAAUCAAUCGAUUUGUCUCAACGUUUACCUGCAACCUUUAAACUGGUCUAGUGAAUUAAACAUCGUAUUAAUUAUAAAAAAAUAUAAUCCAAUGUUGUACAAUAAGAUUCCAAUAUUUUCCACGAUACUGAAUACGUCUCUACGUAUCUCGAGUACAUACGAGGUAACAGACAGGAUAGCAGUUUGCAGCUGGAGAAAUAAAGCGUUUUCAACCAUUAAAAAUUUCCAAUUAAAAUAAAGCAGCCUACGUAUCCGCCUUAAGUUGAACGAAGUUAAUACGUUCGAUUCGUAUUAGAAAUACUUUCUAUUGUAAAGACGAUGCAGCUGCUUCUAAAUCUUAUUGGACUUGCAGCCGAAUAUGCCGAUGUACACAUAUAUGUAUACCUAUAGGGUACACGCUGCUACCUACACAAGCUACAAAAUUAAAUAAAUUGAAUUAACCUUUUUUGACAUUAGAAAACUAGUAUCAGUAGUAUAAAGUAUCUAAACUACCUAUAAGUGGAAUAACCUUGCGUAUGUUUACAGUCAAUUAGCUUCGCGACGAGUUGCAGUGCAGUGCGACAACAAAGAUUGAAUAAAGAAAGAAAAAUAUAAAUGAAAUCGAUCGAGUUCCAUGUCUGUCUAUUAUUAUAAACAUAGAUGGAAAUACGUGGAGAAGUAAUUUGCGAAUAAUUUCGUCCAUUAAUUUUUAAGAGUUUCAACGCUUUCAAUUUCGGCGCCAACGGCGGAUUCACUCUGAUUCCCCUGGUUCUUGGAUAGUAGCGUUAUAUUUUUUACCUGUUUUCUUGUUGUUUGUUAAAUUCGCGGCUGACGUGCCAUGCCGUGAAAUAAAAGAAUGCCAAUAAAUAAAAGUAUAUACAUCUA